Molecule: messenger RNA, 914 nt
Organism: Striga asiatica
Lineage: Eukaryota; Viridiplantae; Streptophyta; Magnoliopsida; Lamiales; Orobanchaceae
Source: the annotation of a GenBank genome assembly
CAAAACCCUACUCAUCUUUCCCUUUUUAUCACACUACCUCACACUUGCAGCCCUUCUCAGUCUCAAGCUCUCAGGCAAAUCAGCAACGCCGCAGAUCGAAAAAAUCACCGGAGAAAUGGGAGUGUUCACUUUCGUGUGCAGAAGCUCCGGCGAAGACUGGACGGCUAAGCAGCUCAACGGCGAGCUGGAGGCUUCUGCGGGCUCCACCUUCGAGCUCCAGCGCAAGCUCGUCCAGGCGGCUCUCUCCUCAGACUCAGCCGGCGCCGUCCAGUCUUCCUUCUCUCAUGUCACCCCUUCGUCCGGCGUGUUUCAGGUGAUCAUCGGCGGCUCUGGUGGCGGUGGCUUUAUCGGAGGCGGCGGUGCAGCUGCUCCGGCGGCCUCCGGCGGUGGUGCGGCGGCUGAAGCACCUCCGGCCGAGGAGAAGAAGGAAGAAAAGGAAGAGAGUGAUGAUGACAUGGGAUUCUCACUUUUCGAUUAGGUUUUUUUGUCACUUGUUGAGUUUUGUAGUCUUGGUUUCCGAAUGUUGUUACCUUGGUGAAAACUUUAAGGGUUUGAUAUAAUUACUGAGUUGUCGGUUGAGUUCUUGAUUUGUGAUCAAACAAACUGCAUUUUGUCUUCCCUAGUGUAUGAACGCUGUGUUUGAACUUUCUAGAAGGAUUCUGUGUGUUUCUCUUUUUUCUGUCCAAGAAUGAGCUGAACUACAACUUUGGACCAUAGAGCUAAUUUAUUGGCUCGGCUUAAUAAAGGCUUUAGCCGAGCUCGAAUAUUGGGAGUUCAAAGCUUUAGCCGAGCUUGAAUAUCGGGAGUUCGAAAAGAGCUACGUUUAUAGUUAUCAGAGGUCAUAAAGUUAAAUAAAUGACAUAAACAUGCAUUUCAUGUUUAUAUUUAAGAAAAAAUGCUUAUAAAUUGUCAUG